AUGAUUUUGGGGAAAAAAUUAAGCUAUCGUGUUUCCGCGAAAACAAAUCAUCUCCUGAAAAUAGGUCGUAGUGAUAUUUUCAGGGAAGGGCUUAUUAUAAGCUCUCUUCUGAAAAUAAAACCUAACUCGGUCUUGUCGCAGCUACAGGCAGUACCAGUACCGGCGUUUCCUAUAACGCACCAAGCCCUG
Messenger RNA from Loa loa (African eye worm), 189 nucleotides. RefSeq lists its product as hypothetical. The record is from RefSeq and is a predicted model, not a curated record. The annotation marks the transcript as partial. NCBI's taxonomy places the organism in Eukaryota, Metazoa, Nematoda, Chromadorea, Rhabditida, Onchocercidae. The transcript has a single exon.